AUCAGCGAAAAAAAUAAAAAGGCAAUGAUAAACAGCUAAGCCUACCACACACACUUGCUUCCUUUUCCUUUUCAUUGAUUUUCGAUUUCCGUGUCAAGCAAGCAUCCAUAUCAGACACCACACUCCCACCAUUUCUUAACCCAUGGGCAAAAACCUAGCCCCAAACCCUCUCAUCCACAAUUCCAUCUUUUCGUCUCAAUUAUACCCUUUGCUUGCCUUCUAAUCUUUCUCAUAACCCACCUUUCCCUGUUAAUUUUUCCCGCAAGAUUCAUUUUUUUUCUUUUUCCGGGUUUUCAGUUGAUACGUUGAUUUUUCUUUCUGGGGUACCUUGAAUCGGUUGGGUUUUUGUUUCUUCGAUUGUGAAUCUAUAUCGAAAUGGGACAGGAGGUAGUGGUGGUGGCGCCGGCUGGGUUGGGAGCGCCGCCGCCGACAUCUCUAGCGCCGGGUUUUAGAUUUCAUCCUACGGAUGAGGAGUUGGUAAGGUAUUAUUUGAGGAGGAAAGCUUGUAGGAAGCCUUUUCGGUUUCAAGCUGUGACUGAAAUUGAUGUGUACAAAUCUGAGCCUUGGGAGCUUGCUGAAUAUUCAUCUCUAAAGACGAGAGAUCUGGAGUGGUACUUUUUUAGCCCAGUCGACCGGAAGUAUGGCAAUGGGUCCCGGCUUAAUCGCGCCACCGGAAAAGGAUACUGGAAAGCAACUGGGAAAGAUAGAGCUGUGCGCCACAAGAGCCAGACAAUAGGAAUGAAGAAAACGCUCGUUUUUCAUAGCGGGCGAGCCCCAGAUGGCAAGAGAACAAAUUGGGUGAUGCAUGAAUAUCGGCUUUGUGAUUCCGAAUUGGAAAGUGCAGGUGUUACUCAGGGCUCUCCGCCCCUCACCAUUGCUCCUCCACAGAUUGACAACAAUCAAAUCGGGUCCCACAGCCUCCCGUUUGCAUGCAAGAGGGAAAGAUCUGAAGACCAUGAAAUCGAGCCCCUCUCCCUAUCCCAAUCCAAACGGUCAAAGUCAAAGCAAGAUGAUCCCAACUCGAGCCAUGCAAAUGGAUCAGAGGAGUCCACCACAACCAGCCAAGACCAAAUGAUGAUGACGACAAAUUUUUCCUGCAAGCUACUAGAAUUCCCCUUGUUAGAACCCAUAGAGCCUAAGGAAAAUAAUAAUAAUAAUAACAUUAUUAGUAAAAAUAAUAAAAAUAGUAACAGUAAUCCGGUGAAUGCCCUCACGUUUGAUUCAUCGAACCUGGAGAAAUCUGUGCCGCCCGGUUACUUGAAAUUCAUCAGCAAUUUGGAGAAUGAGAUAUUAAAUGUUUCAAUGGAGCGCGAGACGUUGAAGAUUGAGGUGAUGCGGGCCCAAGCAAUGAUCAACAUUCUUCAGUCUCAGGAACCCUCAAUCUGUAUGGCGUUGUCUACUGUGGCCAAGAAGAAAUCAUCAUCGAGUCUGCUGGCUCCAGGUUUCCGUUUCCACCCGACGGACGAGGAGUUGGUGCGCUACUAUCUGAGACGAAAAGUCUGCGGCAAGGGUUUUCGAUUUGAUGCAAUUUCCGACGUCGAUAUCUACAAGGCCGAGCCAUGGGAUCUACCUAGUAUGCGCCUCUUGAACUCAUCUCCAAAUCGGUUAAGAUUGAGACUAUCAUACAUCACUGGUCUCGAGCAUAGUUUUAGAUGGCUAUGCUUUGGCCUCGCCAUGGCCUGCCCCGACAAAGGCUAUUGGAAAUUGCAUCGCCACAGUCUGGACGCCAUAGGUUUCUCAAAGCUGAAGACUAGAGAUCUUGAAUGGUAUUUCUUCAGUGUUCUAGACAAGAAGUAUGGUAACGGAGCAAGGACCAAUCGUGCCACUGAAAAAGGAUAUUGGAAGACAACUGGAAAAGACAGGGCUGUCUACCAUAAAACACAGAUUGUUGGAAUGAAGAAAACACUUGUUUAUCAUAUUGGCCGUGCUCCAAAGGGCCAGAGGACUAAUUGGGUUAUGCAUGAGUAUAGACUUGCUGACUUGGAGUUGGUGAAAGCUGGGAUCAUUCAGGAUGCAUUCGUGCUUUGCCGAGUCUUUCAGAAAAGUGGUUCAGGGCCAAAGAACGGCGAACAGUAUGGUGCACCUUUUGUGGACGAGGAAUGGGAGAAUGACGAGUUGGAAUUUUUUCCAAAUGCUGAGGUUGUAGAAGAGGUUGACUUUGGUGACGAUGCUUAUGUUGAUGGCGAUGACGUUCAGCAGAUUCUUGCAUCAUCAGAUGUUCCAUACGAUGUUUCUCCUCCGUUGAAUCCCCAAUCUGCCAAUGGCAAACUCGACCUGCAGACUGCUGAGUCUGUCAAUGACACCCCAAAGCCAUUGCUGACUGCCAGUGAACAAUACAGUGAAUUCGAGCAGCAGCAUGAAAUGGAUGCAAUGGCAGUGAAGCAUGAAAAUUUAGGAGAAUCGAGCAAAUCUCAUGAUCCUUCUGAUGAUUUGUUGGAUUACUUACUUGAUGAACCAUUUGUUGAUGCUCCUGAUGGGCUUCCUUACAGCAAUGGAGGAUUUCUUGAAGCUAAUGAUCUCACAAAUCCUGUUGAUAAUGAUACCUCUGCUUUUGAUAUGCUUGAGGAAUACCUUACAUUUUUCGAUGCCAAUGACAACAGUACAGAGCAGUUUGUGUUUGAUCCUUCACUGAUGCUGGGAACUGAGGAUCUUGUUUCUGGUCGGGCAUUGGUCCCUACAGAGGAUCUGAAUGGCGGGACUGAGCAAUCGGGUCUGCAGAAUGGAUUUCUUGUUAAUGAUAAUAAUGGUAUUGAAUUGCCGUCAUCUAAUAAGCUGGAUUCUGCUAAAUAUGAUUCAGACGUUCAGUAUCCUUUCUUCAAGAAGGCAAGCCAGAUGUUGAGCGGCAUUUCUGCUCCGCCUGCCUUUGCUUCUGAGUUCCCUUCGAAAGAUGCCGUGCUUCGCCUCAAUUCCUUGUCCCAACCUUCCAGCUCGGUUCGUGUCACAGCUGGCAUGAUUCAGAUAAGAAAUUUGAGCUCAUCAGAUCGAAGCCAGCCACUGAGCAAGUCUCAAACCUCCAACAUUGUUCUCUCGUUUGGCUUUUCGCUGGAAUCCAGUCUGAGUGUACUUCAAGUGAGUGUCCUAAGUGAUGCUUUUCACUAUAAUGGUUCGCCAUACUGGAAGGGUCAGGUUGAUUUUGCAAUUGAACUAAAAAAUUUUCCAAGAUCAACCCUUGGGAGAACGGACAAAAAACGGCAAGGGUAUUGUCAAAUCGGGAACAUAUGGAAAAGAGUCACUGAAGACAACGGCAAGGAAAACCUAGGGUUUAUCGGAGAAGUGGCUACGAAAGAGGAUAAGGAAUUGGGGACCAUCGAGGUUAAAGUCAGCUGUUGGGCUAAAGGAAAUUGA
This is a messenger RNA of Striga asiatica, 3345 nucleotides long. NCBI's taxonomy places the organism in Eukaryota, Viridiplantae, Streptophyta, Magnoliopsida, Lamiales, Orobanchaceae. The record is from the annotation of a GenBank genome assembly.